UACUGUGUGUCAAGCACUUCUAUUUACAACAAGUGACGGAGUAACAUGGCAACCAGCAUCCUUAUCCUUUGCCUGUGUACAGUCCUCUUUGGUAGAGGCUCAGAAGCUCAGGUAUGCGGAACGGCACCUCUAAAUACAAAGAUAGUGGGUGGUGAGAAUGCUGUUGAUGGAGCAUGGCCCUGGCAGGGAACAAUUCAAACGUUGGCUGACAAACGUCAUUUCUGUGCAGGAACUCUUCUUAACACUGAGUGGGCUCUCACAGCAGCCCACUGCGUCAAAGGGAGGUUGGCUGCUGAUAUAAAUAUUAUUUUUGGAAGACUGGCCCAUGGUGCCGUCAGUGCCACUGAGACGAAAACAGCCCUUACGGAGAUUAUUAUCCACCCUGAGUACAACGCCACAACUCAUGACAAAGACAUUGCCCUUUUAAAGCUGCAAACCUCUAUUGUAGUCAAUAAUCAUAUCCAGCCUAUCUGCCUGCCUACCACCAACAGCCAGUUUUUCACAUCCACCCUUUGCUGGGCCACUGGUUGGGGAAAAGUCAACAACAAUGAUUUUUCACUUUCUGAUAAUCUUCAGGAGAUCGAUAUUCCUGUUGUUGGAAAGAAAAAGUGCAGUUGCAGUUAUCAAUCAACACCUAAGACCACCAUCACUGACAACAUGAUCUGUGCUGGAGGAAAGGACAAAGGCAUUUGUCUGGGUGACGGUGGUGGACCUCUGCAAUGCAAACAGGACGAUAAGUGGAUCCUGGCUGGAAUCACAAGUAUUGCAACACCAUGCCUUGAUGGUUUACCUCAAGCCUUUACCCGAGUUUCUCAAUUCCAGGAUUGGAUCUUACAGAGUAUGAAAGGAUUCGUGACCGGCUUGGUGCCGUUUGUCUCCAGUGGGACUGACGCGGACUUAAGCUUUGUGUGUCCUGCAGAUUUAACCACCACAGCAAAACCACCUCUGAACUCUAACCUAUCAACCACAACAACCACCGCAACCACCACAACGACCACAAUGACCACAACAACCACAACAACCACAUCCCCAGCAUCCGCCUUAACAACUGAGUUUUCAAUCAUUAUCACUGCGUUGUUGAUGUUGCUCCAGCACAUUGUUGUUCAGUAGAAUUUUCAAUGAGCCAGUUCAGCAGCUUUUGCUUAAAUAGCCAUUUUUUUCUUUAUCUGACAUACACAUUUUGAUUUAAAAAUUAGUCCUUGAUUUUAUAUUUUAAUGAUGGCAUUGGGAGUGUUGUUUUACCAAAAUCACAUGACAAAUCAUCAAACCAUUCUUUGGCUGUUAAUCAGGUGAUGGGCUUUUUUUUUAUAAUUGUUUUCAUUUUUAAUAAUAUUUUAGAUAGAUUAGCUUAGAUUAGAUAAAUAUCUGGUUAGAUAUCACUGCAACUUUAAUUUCAACUUAUUUUAAACAUCUGGGGAAAAUACUCUUAAUAAAGACCUUCUUGUUCAAAUCA
Messenger RNA from Cynoglossus semilaevis (tongue sole), 1453 nucleotides. RefSeq names its product chymotrypsinogen A-like. The record is from RefSeq and is a predicted model, not a curated record. Gene Ontology annotation, molecular function: serine-type endopeptidase activity. Gene Ontology annotation, biological process: proteolysis. NCBI's taxonomy places the organism in Eukaryota, Metazoa, Chordata, Actinopteri, Pleuronectiformes, Cynoglossidae. The transcript is spliced from 6 exons. Bases 46 to 1110 code for a protein of 354 amino acids.